CUCGCAGCAGUUCGGAACGGUAGUGUCCAACCGAAAGUGAGAGUGAUCACAUCGAUUGGCUCCUAUCAGUAGUGCCGUGUAGUUUUAUAGUGCGUAGGUUUUUGUUUUGUUAGGCUCGAUAUUCUUACGACGUUUGUGCAAUGCUGUCUGUUUUGGCAAGGCGAUCACCCCGGCGGCAAUGUUACGUGGCGAUGCAAACAAUCACUCGAAGGGCUGCCUCCACCGAGAAAGAACCGAGCAAAACAGCCCUGUACGAAUUUCAUCAAAAUAACGGUGGAAAGCUGGUCGAUUUUGCCGGCUACUGGCUGCCAGUUCAGUACGGCGAUCAGAGUAUCAUCAAGUCGCAUCUGUACACCCGAGAAUAUGGUUCGAUUUUCGACGUGUCUCACAUGCAGCAGACCUAUCUGAGAGGCAAGGAUGUCGUUAGCUGCCUCGAAUCGGUUUGCACCGCUGAUAUCAAGGGACUGAAGAAUGGUACCGGAACGCUGACCGUGUUUACCAACGGGAAAGGUGGUAUUCUGGAUGAUCUGAUUGUGAAUCGAGUCUCGGACGAUACGCUUUAUGUCGUUUCCAAUGCAUCUCGCAAGGAAACGGAUAUGGCCGUUAUGUUAGAUGCAGUGGCAUCUUUCAAAGCCAACGGGAAGGAUGUUUCGGUAUCGUUUCUUCCCAGUGACGAGCAAUCACUCCUGGCUAUUCAAGGGCCAAGCGCGGUAACAACUCUACAGAAGCUGUGUACCACCGACCUUUCACGAUUGUUUUUCAUGAACACAAUUAGCGACACUAUUGCCGGAGUGGAAAAAUGCCGCAUCACCCGCUGCGGAUACACGGGGGAAGACGGAAUGGAAAUCUCAAUCCCUUCCAACAAAGCAACGGAAAUCGUAUCCGCACUGUUGGAUUCCAAAAUCGGUAAACUAAAAUUAGCCGGUCUAGGUGCUCGAGAUUCGCUCCGAUUGGAGGCUGGACUGUGCCUGUACGGGAACGAUAUCGAUGAAACAACAACCCCGGUCGAAGCCGGUCUACUAUGGUUAGUGGCAAAACAGCGUCGUGCGGAGAACAAUUUCCCCGGCUCGGACAUCAUCCUGAAUCAGAUAAAAAACGGAGUGACCCGACGCCGGGUUGGAUUCGUAAUGUCCCCCGGAUCGGCACCGGCCCGGCAGCACGUAGAAAUCUACGACAACGAGCAGCAUAAAAUUGGCGAAAUCACCAGCGGUUGCCCGAGUCCUUGCUUGCAGCUCAACAUCGCGAUCGGAUAUAUUCGGGAAGUGUCGAAAAAAGUGGGAACGGAAGUUAUGCUGAAGGUACGGGACAAGUUCUACCACAGUCAGGUUGCGAAGAUGCCGUUCGUACAGACCCAUUACUAUCAACCACCGAAAUAAAUGAUUUGCUCGGAUGAUGCUCAAACGCUUUUA
Molecule: messenger RNA, 1409 nt
Organism: Topomyia yanbarensis
Lineage: Eukaryota; Metazoa; Arthropoda; Insecta; Diptera; Culicidae
Exons: 3
Coding region: 141-1376 (411 amino acids)
Biological process (GO): glycine catabolic process
Cellular component (GO): mitochondrion
Molecular function (GO): aminomethyltransferase activity; protein binding
Source: RefSeq, a predicted model, not a curated record